This is a messenger RNA of Wallemia ichthyophaga EXF-994, 3333 nucleotides long. RefSeq names its product 3-dehydroshikimate dehydratase. Gene Ontology annotation, biological process: regulation of DNA-templated transcription; DNA-templated transcription. Bases 1 to 3333 code for a protein of 1110 amino acids. NCBI's taxonomy places the organism in Eukaryota, Fungi, Basidiomycota, Wallemiomycetes, Wallemiales, Wallemiaceae. Gene Ontology annotation, molecular function: zinc ion binding; DNA-binding transcription factor activity, RNA polymerase II-specific; DNA binding. The record is from RefSeq and is a predicted model, not a curated record. The transcript has 5 exons.
AUGGGCAUGGCUAGGCGUAUACAACAGUCACUCAAGAUGGAUGCAACUGCAGCUGCGCACGCCAACCACCCCAAACACCUCAAACACCGGGUGAACCUUGAAGCAGAACAAAUACACGCUGCAGGCACGUCACAGCCGACAUCGGCGACUUCGUCAUCAUCGUCGACUGGCUACUACGGUAGCGUGGCCAAGCCUGAUUUUGGUAUUUCAAGUCUGUCGCUGGGCACGCUCGCGCACCACACUCUACCUGACAAGAUUCGCACUGCUGCCCGACACGGCUACAGUGGCAUAGAGAUAUUUAUACCGGAUUUCGAAGAUUUCAUUAGGCAGUGUGGAUUGGGUAUGCAUCCGGAGGUAUUGAAGGGACAUGUCCAUUCGCAUCUGCACCAAGAGAAGGAGGUAGACGGUGUACGCGUUGCAUACAGCGCACAAAGCGCAAAUAUUGCCCAAUCCUUCGAGCAGAGCUGUGCAGCUGCUAUAUCAACUCUCUGUCGACAGAAUUCACUCAAAAUUCAUUGCCUGCAACCGUUGCGAGAUUUCGAGAACAUCGGGGAUUGCCAUGUGAAGCUGGGGUACGCGCUGAAAAAGGCGGAGCGCUACCUACAACUGAUGCGCAGUCUCGACACGGAUCUGCUGCUCAUCUGCUCGAACAACCUCGCACCACUCGAUCCGCUAGCAGCGGCUGGUGCUUCGUAUCGCAAAUACAGAGAUGCACAGGUGAACGCAUUGCAAGCCCUGGGCAGACGAGCGGAGCAACUCCACCUCCGCAUCGGCUACGAGCCCCUCGCGUGGGGCACUGUCGUCAAUUCGUGGUCUCAGGUCUGGGAUAUCGUUCAGCGCGUUGAUUUGGCCAGCGUAGGCGUCGUAUUGGAUACUUUCAAUUCUCUGGCAUCCUUCUACGCCGAUCCCUCCAGUCCAACGGGCGUAAAGGAGGGAAUGACUGUCGAUAUGCUGUACGACUAUCUGGGGGAGAUAUUCGACACCAUCCCCCCACAUAAACUGUUCCUGCUGCAGAUCGCAGACGCUGAGAGAGCCCGAGAGGGAAGGAUGUGGCACGCGUCGCGUAACGCGCCUGCACGCAUGAAGUGGUCGCGCUCAGCCCGACUUUUCCCGUGCGAGGAAGGCAGAGGCGCUUAUCUCCCGCUCGAGGAUUUCGUGCGCACGAUCAUGCAUGCCGGCUACGUAGGGCCGUGGUCGACAGAGGUGUAUUCCAGCUGCCUCGAGAGCGAUGAGGUGAAUGCGCCGUCUGUCCUCGCCAAGCGGGGAAUCGAUGGUCUGCAGAAGCUCCGCGGCCCGGCGGAUCAACAAGAACCCAAACGCACUAAAGCGUGGAUUGGCAUGCUUUACAUGCCGACGGAGGAAGAUGCCAAGCCCGCCUGUGGCCCUUGCGCGAAAAGCCGCCAGAAAUGCAUCUACCCCGAGCCCGGUAGCGACGACAGGGAUAGGCACGAGCAGGGGAUUAAGCGUAAGAACAAAGUCAAGGACCUGGAAGAUAAGAUACAGACGCUCGAAAAAGAUGUGUUGAAGUGGAGUACUGUGGGUGUGGCAGGUAUAGCGGGUAUAGCGGGUACAGCGGGUGCAACCAGCACAGCCAACGCAUACAACCACCAGCUCUACGACACAUCCCUUGGCAUUCCAAACUGGAAUCCUUACUACCCUCCACUUGACCUAACGCUGCACCUCCUCAACACCUUCUUCAACGCCUGUCCGAUAGUCGCGGGUUUCUUACACAGACCCAGCUUCAUGCAGCGCGCGAUGCUGCCUUGCUCACACCCAGAUGCUCCCCCUUCAGCCUUGAUGCACGCCAUCUUCUGCUCAGCUAGCAGACACUCCCCUAGGACCACUAAUCCCGUUGCUAUCCCGCGCCACAGCGAAUGCAAUCCGUUUACUACCUUCAACCCACCCAGCACUUUCUUGGAGGUGCACGCCCGCCUCGCCAGUGACGCUAUUGAGACUGAGACAGUGUCUAACAGCACCCUUACUCAAAAGGCAGAGGCUUUACAAGCUUUGAUUAUCAUGUCCCACUUUUUUCACAUUGAAGAUCGAUGGGCUGACCAUUAUCGCAUCAAUGUCAUGUGUAUUCGCGGCACGGUCGUUCUUCGUUUGCAUCUGGAUAUGGAGAUGACCCCAAACCGCGCACUUCUAGCACCACCCCGGAAUGACAUUGAGAGGGAGUGCCGCAAAUUCACUUUCUUUCUCGCGUACAUUUUUGAUACACUCUACUCAAGCAUAUCAAGUACAUAUCCAUCCAACAUUGCCGACGACGAGAUACUUACAAAGCUACCAAUCAAAACGUCCGACUAUGAUAGUCUGUCGCCUAGUCAGUCUAUCCCCGAAUACAACCAGCACAUCGACGACCAAGACUUCUUCACCGAGCAUGAAGCCGAUGGAUUCCACUUUGUCAUUAAAUCCUCAGUGCUCCUCGCGCGCGUGAACAGGUUCAAGCACGUAUGCGAGCGAGAUGUACUUAAGCAGGGCUUGCAAUCAGCCAACCAGUUGGGGUCAUUCAGUGAACUCGACAGGCUGAUCUUGCGCUACAGGACAUCAGUGCCUGACAGCUGGGUAGAUUCUGUGCAAAUAGUCGACGGUGGGCUAGACAUUGGUAUCUACCUGGCUCACUUGGUCGGUAUCAAGGCUAUGAUGAGUCUGCAUAGUGGCUUUAUCCAUGAUAGUUUUUCGAGGAAGAGGUUAAUGACGUGCGCGCGUAUCAUCAUGAGUACCAUUUACAGACUCCUCGGGACGAGUUGGGAUCUGUGCAAGCUGCCUAGUUACGUAGUGUCUAUCUAUAAUGACGCAAGCGAUAUCCUGAUCGCUGCCUAUCUUCACGCUGCUAAAACUCGCGAUAAUGACGCUGCACAGUUGGUCAUGUCUGAGUUGGCUACUAUUGCUGAAGUUUAUCGGAGGAUGUCUGAGCGUAUCCCUGUAGCUCUCUCUGCGCUGAGCAAGUUGCACAACAAGUUGGACAUGAAUGGCAUCGAGAAAGGUAUGGGUGGUAUGGGUGGUGUGGGUAGUGUAAGUACUGCCGCUACCACUACUUCCGCUAGCCAUACUGUCUCUUCAUCCGCUUCCCAACCCACAUCGCAAUUUGAUCAUACUCAUUUCAACGACGCUCUCCUUGAGCAGCUGGCAUUCGAGACGAUUGCGCCUUCACCUAACGCUUACUCCGCCUUCAACCACGAGUAUAUCGCCCAGAAUCACUUCCAUGAAUUUGGUAUCGCUCCAGGCACAGCUUUCACGGCAAAAGAUGAAUGGAGAUGGAUGAACAUGGAAGGGGAUAUUAGGGAUGGUGAUCCUUUCAGCAGCUCAUUCCAUUCAAUAGAUGGAUUUUUAUAG